AUGUUGCUCUCAAAACUCUGCCCCUUACUCUUCUCAGCACUUUCAGUCCUGGCACUGCCAGUUGAAAAAGCCAGCGACUUGACAGCAACCCCCUCAAAGCGUGUCUCCGCCGCAAAAUAUGCUGAGGUCGCCCACAGAGCAGUUGGGAUGGAAGUGUACCCGGCAAAUUUCGAGGCCGUCGACUCAGCAGACGUCAUCCACGGAGCACAGUAUUUGGCUAAGCGCUUUUUCACCACCGAGUAUCUUGCAGGGCUUGACGGCGAGGAGAUCGUUGAGGCGUACCCGGCCUAUGUCAAUCACGCUGGCUCGAAUGAGGUGAUGGGAGGAUACCUAGGUAGUAGCUCAUGA
Molecule: messenger RNA, 348 nt
Organism: Fonsecaea multimorphosa CBS 102226
Lineage: Eukaryota; Fungi; Ascomycota; Eurotiomycetes; Chaetothyriales; Herpotrichiellaceae
Exons: 1
Coding region: 1-348 (115 amino acids)
Source: RefSeq, a predicted model, not a curated record